Molecule: messenger RNA, 7673 nt
Organism: Pseudoliparis swirei
Lineage: Eukaryota; Metazoa; Chordata; Actinopteri; Perciformes; Liparidae
Gene: ints1
Product: integrator complex subunit 1
Exons: 48
Coding region: 140-6730 (2196 amino acids)
Biological process (GO): U2 snRNA 3'-end processing
Cellular component (GO): integrator complex
Source: RefSeq, a predicted model, not a curated record
CUUCUGAGUCGGCUAACGCUUCUUUUUUUUACAGAAGUGCAUCGCUCAGGCUAACCGCAACCCGUUUUAUGAGACCGAAUAAAAAUACGACUCCAAGCCAUCUAAUGUCACCUGCCUAAGCCACUGUUCAUUAGUCAAGAUGAAUCGUCCAAAGCCGACAGCCCUCAGGCGCCCCAAUGCUGCAAAACCAUCAGGUCACCCUCCGCCAGGAGAUUUCAUUGCUCUCGGCCCAAAGGGUGGAGAGCCCAAAGCUCCCGCUGUCCUGCUGAAGCCAGUAUCCACAAAUCUACCGGCUGACCGCAAGAGAGAGACCUCCGCCGCUCUGCCCUCUUCAUCUGGUCUGUCCGGCCUCGCCAAGCGGCCCAAACUGUCCACCACCCCACCAGUCAGCGCUCUGGGACGACUCGCUGAUGUUGCAGCCGUAGACAAGAGGGCGAUAUCGCCCUCAAUAAAGGAGCCGUCAGUGGUACCCAUUGAAGUGUCGGCGGCGAUUCUUCUCGAUGAGAUUGAAGCUGCAGAGUCUGAAGGAAAUGAUGAUCGCAUCGAGGGGCUGCUGUGUGGAGCGGCGAAACAACUCAAGUUGAACCGAGCGAAGCCCGACAUAACGCUCUACCUCAGUCUCAUGUUCCUGGCCAAAAUCAAACCCAACGUUUUUUCCACCGAAGGAAUUAUCGAGGCUUUGUGCAGCCUCCUGCGUCGGGAUGCUGCGAUCAACUUUAAAGCCAAGGGGAACAGCCUCGUGUCUGUUCUGGCGUGCAAUCUGCUGAUGGCAGCCUAUGAGGAGGACGAGAACUGGCCAGAGAUCUUUGUGAAAGUGUACAUUGAGGACUCUCUGGGGGAAAGAAUCUGGGUGGACAGUUCUCACUGUAAGAAUUUUGUUGACAACAUCCAGACUGCUUUUGGGACAAAGAUGCCCCCGACAAGUAUGUUGCUGCAGGCUGACACCGGCCGCUCUGGUGGCGAUCUCAGUGCAGGUAGCAGCCCUCAUCCCUCAACCCCCGAGGAGGAUGACAACCAGACAGAACUGCUGAUAGCGGAGGAGAAACUCAGCCCCGAGGAUGACGGGCAGAUGAUGCCGAGUCGAAUGAUCCUGGCGUACUGUCGGUACGAUGAACUGGCAGAGAGCGUGGAAGACUACGUGCUCGACGUCUUGCGCGAUCAGUUGAACCGCAGGCAGCCGAUGGACAACGUGUCACGGAACCUGCUGCGUCUGCUCACGGCCACGUGUGGCUACAAAGAGGCUCGGCUCAUGACCGUGCAGAGGCUGGAGAUGUGGCUCCAGAACCCAAAACUGACUCGAGCGGCUCAAGACCUCCUCAUGUCCUUGUGUAUGAACUGCAACACCCAGUGUGCAGAUGACAUGGAGGUGAUCUCCAAUCUGAUCAAGAUCCGACUCAAACCUAAAGUUCUCCUCAACCAGUACAUGCUGUGUGUCAGGGAGCUGCUCAACGCGAACAGAGACAACCUGGGCACGAUGGUGAAGCUGGUGAUCUUCAAUGAGCUGUCCAAUGCCAGGAACCCGAACAACAUGCAAGUCCUUCACACGGUGCUGCAGCACAGCCCCGAUCAGGGUCCAAAGUUCUUGGCGAUGGUGUUCCAGGACCUGCUGACCAAUAAGGACGACUACCUCCGUGCCUCGCGAGCUCUGCUGCGAGAGAUCAUCAAACAGACCAAGCAUGAGAUUAACUUCCAGUCCUUCUGCUUUGGUUUAAUGCAGGAGAGAAAGGAGACCACCCAUGUGGACUUGGAGUUAAAAGAACGUUUUGUCAUCCAGGUGACGGAUUUACUGACCGUCUCUAUGAUGUUGGGCAUCACCGCUCAGGUCAAAGAGUCUGGCAUCGCGUGGGACAAAGGAGAGAAGAAGAAUCUGGAGAGCCUGAGGUCGUUUCAGAAUCAGAUUGCUUCCAUCCAGAGAGACGCCGUGUGGUGGCUUCACACCGUGGUUCCUACCAUCAGCAAAGUGAAUGCAAAAGACUACGUUCACUGCCUUCACAAAGUGCUGUUCACGGAGCAACCCGAGACGUAUUACAAGUGGGACAACUGGCCUCCGGAGAGUGACAGAAAUUUCUUCCUUCGCCUCUGCUCCGAGGUGCCUCUGUUGGAAGACACGCUCAUGCGCAUUCUAGUGAUCGGGCUGUCGCGGGAUUUGCCCCUGGGCCCCGCCGAUGCCAUGGAGCUCGCCGAUCACCUGGUGAAGAGGGCUGCUGGAGUUCAGUCCGAUGUAGAUCUGGAGGUCCUGAGAGUGGAGAGGAUCCAGCUGAUUGAUGCGGUGCUGAAUCUAUGUACAUACCACCACCCGGAGAACAUUCAGCUGCCUGCAGGGUACCAGCCGCCAAAUUUGGCAAUAUCCGCACUGUACUGGAAGGCUUGGCUGCUGCUGCUUGUGGUGGCUGCGUUUAAUCCUCAGAAAAUAGGUUUGGCUGCCUGGGAUGGCUAUCCGACACUGAAAAUGCUCAUGGAGAUGGUUAUGACCAAUAACUACAGCUACCCUCCAUGCACCAUUGCGGACGAGGACACAAAGACGGAGAUGAUCAACAGGGAGCUGCAGGUCUCCCAGAGAGAGAAACAAGAUAUCCUGGCCUUUGAGAGCCACCUGGCUGCAGCCUCCACCAAACAGACCAUCACAGAGAGCAACAGCCUGCUGUUGUCUCAGCUCACCAGUCUGGAUCCACAGGGUCCUCCUCGGCGACCUCCUCCUCUGAUCCAGGAGCAGGUGAAAACCCUCAACCAGUCUCUGCGGCUGGGACAUCUCCUUUGCCGCAGUCGCAACCCAGACUUCCUCCUCAACAUCAUCCAGAGACAGGCUUCCUCUCAGUCCAUGCCGUGGUUGGCUGAUUUGGUCCAGUCCAGCGAGGGGUCCCUGGAUGUGCUUCCAGUGCAGUGCCUGUGUGAAUUUCUGCUGCACGAUGCUGCAGAUGACAGUCUACCAAUAGAGGAUGACGAAGAGGGAGAGAGCAAGGAGCAAAAAGCCAAGAAGAGACAAAGGCAGCAAAAGCAAAGGCAGCUCCUCGGACGGCUCCAGGAUCUGUUGUUGGGUCCUAAGGCUGACGAACAGACCACAUGUGAAGUGCUGGACUACUUUCUGCGUCGCCUCAGCUCUUCUCAGGUGGCAUCGCGAGUCCUGGCCAUGAAGGGUUUGUCAUUGGUGCUGAGCGAAGGAGGCUUAAAAGAUGGAGACGAGCGGGAUCAGCCCAUGGAAGAAGACUCGACAGAUGCUGAGCUCUUGCCAGGGUACCAGUGGCUGCUCCAAGACCUCCCAAAGCUCCCCUUGUUUGACAGUGUCAGAGGCAUGACGUCCACUGCUCUGCAGCAGGCGAUUCACAUGGAGACGGAUCCGCAGACAAUCAGUGCCUAUCUUAUCUACCUAUCCCAGCAUGCACCAGUAGAGGAGCAGGCUUCUCACAAUGACCUGGCCCUGGUAAUCACGGACGUCGCCCGGCUCAUCGUCGAGCGCUCCACCAUCAUGAACAGCCUGUUCUCCAAACACUCCGGCAGACCGGAGUCCGACGCCGUGCUCAGUGCUUUCCUCACCAUCUUCUCCGCCUACAUCAAGAGGAUGAGGAAGACCAAAGAGGGCGAGGAUCUUUACAGCUGGUCAGAAUCUCAGGACCAGGUGUUUCUGCGUUGGACCACAGGAGAAACCGCGACCAUGCACAUUCUUGUCGUUCACGCCAUGGUUAUCCUGCUGACUCUGGGGCCACCCAAAGGAGAAAGUGAUUUCUACGCUCUUCUGGACAUUUGGUUUCCCGACAAAAAGCCUCUACCGACGGCCUUCCUGGUUGACACCUCAGAAGAGGCCCUUCUGCUGCCUGAUUGGCUGAAACUGAGGAUGAUCCGAUCAGAGGUUUCUCGAUUAGUUGAUGCAGCUUUGCAAGACCUGGAGUCUCAGCAGUUGCUGCUGUUCGUCCAGUCCUUCGGCAUCCCCGUGUCCAGCAUGAGUAAACUACUGCAGUACCUGGAUCAGGCGGUGUCUCAUGACACAGAGACGCUAGAACAGAACAUCAUGGACAAGCACUACAUGGCCCACCUGGUUGAAGUGCAGCAUGAGCGAGGUGCCACCGGGGGGCACACUUUCCAUUCAAUACUGAGCUCCACUCUUCCUCCAGAUAUCGAUUCUGCUGAAACAAGUACGGCCAAAGUUACCGUGGAAACGCCACACAGCUCUGUGAAGAUGAGAGCGGCCAGUCAGCUUCCUGACGUUGGGCCGGAAGACGAUCUCACCGGCAUGUUGCUUCAGAUAUUCCCGUCAAAAGUGGACCCCCGCUGGCACGGCCCCCCUCCCAGCCAGCUCUCUCUGGCCUUGCAGCAGGCUCUCGCUAAGGAGUUGAUGCGGGCCAAGCAGGGCCAAAUUCAGCAGGGCGGGCUAGCGUUUCGGCUCCUGCAGGCCUUUGCGGCCUUGCUCACCUCUACUCACGCGGGGCCUGUUGUCAUAUCGAUGCACCACAGCCACGCCCUCUCCUGUCCUCUCAUGCGCCAACUUUACCUCUACCAGCGUCUCGUGUCCCAGGACAAGGCUUUCUCCUCACUAUUCCUGAAGGUCAUUGUUGAGAUGCUCAUUUGGUUAGACACCCCAACUGUGGAGGCAGGACCGCUGAAGACUCUGCUCAAAUCCUUCGCCGGUCAGAACUCUACCAAACACCGGCACAAUGAUGUGCGUUCCGGUUUCCUCCACCUGGCGGAAGCUCUGGCGUAUCGCAUAGAAAUAGAAGUGCCGCUGAUAGCCAUCAUUGCAAUGCUGAAGUCUGGAGAGCGAUGCAAUGCGGAGCCAGAGCUCAUUGAGAAAGUGUUACAAGGGCUGAUGGAGGCGAGGUCGCCGUAUCUGGAGGAGCUCCUGUCCCUGUUGAUGACUGUUGGCACACAGAACGGGACAGCCGGCCCCGUUGCCACGGUGAUUUCCUUGCUGCUUCAGGAGAGUGAGGAGCGAUCUGUGAAAAAGGAAGUGGAUUCUAACAACAGCACCGAGGUGACAAAGUCCGGACUGAGCUCUGGGCUGCUGGUGGAUUGGCUGGAGCAUCUCGACCCUGAGGUGACCUCCGUGUGUCCGGACCUGCAGCAGAAACUGCUGUUUGCCCUCAACAAGUCCAGAGGAACUCCUGCCUACAGACCAUAUCUGUUGGCCUUGCUCACACAUCAGUCAAACUGGUCCACCCUCCUGCAGUGUAUCAGUGCUCUUCUCAGCAAGUGCAGAGACUACAAACUCGACCCCUCAUCAGCCCUUGAUUUCCUGUGGGCCUGUAGCCACAUCCCGCGUAUCUGGCAGGGACGCGAUCAGAAGAUCCCUCAAAAGAAAACCGAAAAGUGUGUGCUCCGACUCAGUUCCGAAGAGCUCAUCAGCCUGGUGGACCUGAUCCUGUCGGAGUCGGAGCUCAACAGUCGCGACUCCCCGCACAAUGACAAAAGCAGAUUGGACCAGGCCUCCUGCUCCCUCAUCCAGUCCCGGCUGCCCCUCCUUCACUCCUACUGCAGCGGAGAGCUGGAAAACAUUAAGAAAGUCUCCGAGUACCUCAUCAACUGCACAAAGAAAUGGGAGGACAGUGCGAUGAGUAAGCGUUGCCAGAACUUGCUGCUCCAGAUCUAUCUGCACUUCCCUGAGGUCAUCCAGCACGUUACCCUGCCCGAAGGCACAUUCAGCAGCGGGGGGGCUGCAGACGGCAGCAGCUGCAAGCUUGAUGUUCUGGUGCAUCGUCUGGUCACACUGCUCGCCGAUAUCGGAGACACAAAGUCCGUUGAGGGCCGUGUGUCCGAUGCCAACCUCGCAUGCAGGAAGCUGGCGGUGUCGCACCCGGUCCUUUUGCUCAGACACCUGCCUAUGGUUGCGGGUCUCCUACACGGCCGCAUUCACCUGAACAUGCAGGAGUUCCGGCAGCAGAACCACAUGACGUUCUUCAGCAACGUGCUCGCCAUCCUGGAGCUGCUGCAGCCGCUCGUGUUCCACGGCGACCACCAGAGGGCGCUUCAGGACUGCCUUCUGUCAUUUAUGAAGGUCCUCCGGAACUUCCAGAGGACUCGUUCGCCGCUCGUCUUCAUCAACAAGUUUUUGCAGUUCACGCAGAAGUACAUCACCCACGUUGCAGCGGCCGCCAUUCCCUAUUUACAGAAGCACUCUGACAUCUUGCAGGGUUUGUGUGCAGAAAACCCCGACCUGGUUCAACUGAAAUCUCUGCUGGCUGGACUCACGCUGCCCGUGAAAAGGUCUUCUGCAGAGACUGAUCCCGAAGAGAGAGACGAUGACAUGUCCACUGGUUCCUUGCCCCUCGUUAACAUAUCGGCCUCGGUUUCACUGAGUAUGGGUGACAUGACAAUGUACCUGAAGAAGAUGUCGAGAGGAGAGGCCGUCGAGGAUGUGUUGGAAGUGUUGACAGAGGUGGAUGAGAAGUCUAGGAGGACCCCCGAAAUCAUCCAGUACUUCAUUAGCGAUCUGCAGAGACUCAUGAUGUCGUCUGAGGAGCUGUGUCGGAGCAUGGCCUUCAACCUCGCCCUGCGCUGCAUCCAGAAUAAUCCCUGCCUAGCAACGGACUUCCUGCCGACCUUCAUGUACUGCAUGGGCAGCGGUAACUACGACGUGGUCCAAACGUCUCUCAGGAAUCUUCCGGAGUAUGUGCUUCUCUGUCAAGAACACGCAGACAUCUUGCUCCACAAAGCGUUUUUAGUGGGUAUCUACGGACAGAUUGACACCAGUUCAAUGAUCUCAGAGUCUAUGAAGGUCCUUCACAUGGAAGCAACAACAUAGCGACAACGCGUACGGGGCCACAUCCAAUACACAUUAAGUUUCUGCAUUCCAGAGGUUUUUUUCAUUGCCUUUUUCGUUCAAACAUUGCUCUUAUUUGAUCAUCACGGAUUAAUAAACUCUGUGGCUCUUCAGUGCUCCAUAUUAAAAGAUCCAGCAGUAAUCUAAUUACUUCUGGAUAAUUUAGUGACUUCAAAGAAUGCAUUACAAGUCCCUCUAAAUGAGUUGAAAAUAUAAUAACUAAAACUGUAAAAAUGCUUUUAUCGUGAUAAUGGCGCAAUUAGUACAUUUACUACUUCUAAAGGGAUUUAAGUAAUUUUUAACUGAUAAUAUAAUGAUACAUUAUAAAAUAAUUAAAGAGAUAAGAAGAAUGAGGAUGUAAUUAGGUGAUAUUAUUAUAUUAUCAGUUAAGGCAACACAGAAUAUCAAAAUUAUUAUGAAUAUGUAAUAUAAUAAUACAUAUUAUAAUUUUAAAGUGUAAUUAAAUUUAAAUUAAAACAUCCAUUUUUUAUUGUAUUUUCAGACAUUUGUGUGGGAGUUUUUGCCCUUCUGCAGUUAUUAAAUUACUAAUAUACAUUAUUACAAAGUGCAGAGCUUGAUGUGUAAUUGGAAAAUUGCACACUGGUGUUGCUUGAUAGCUAGAAUAUGAAAUAUCAACAGUAUUGUACAAUUAAGAAGCGGACUAUAUGCCACCAUAUGUAGUUAAUGAACAACAACAGAAAAAAAGCAAUAUUUCUUCUCACAAUCCCUCGAUCCAGUGUAUGGCAGCAACUCUGAUAUCAUUUUCCUCAUUCUUUUCAAAUUAUUCAGAAUAAAAACUGUUAUUGUGAAUUACUUGAAUCGCUCAAGAGAACCCGGUCAUUUAUUUUUAAGUCUCAAUGCUUUACCUGAACAUCAUCUUUGAGUAAUGUGGUGUAAACUGAAUUAAUAAAACUUUUGGAAUAUG